Corylus avellana is the source of this 1712-nucleotide messenger RNA. RefSeq names its product nitrogen fixation S (NIFS)-like 1 (gene NFS1). Gene Ontology annotation, biological process: [2Fe-2S] cluster assembly. The record is from RefSeq and is a predicted model, not a curated record. Gene Ontology annotation, cellular component: cytosol; mitochondrion. Gene Ontology annotation, molecular function: pyridoxal phosphate binding; cysteine desulfurase activity. NCBI's taxonomy places the organism in Eukaryota, Viridiplantae, Streptophyta, Magnoliopsida, Fagales, Betulaceae.
CCUAAUUCUAAUUCAAACCGCACCCAAUUCUCAUUUCUUCUGAGAAUUUCCUUUACCACACUACCAAGCAACAAAAUCCAUGGCUUCGAAGCUUCUAGCUUCCGCUUCCUCCACUCUACGCAAAACCCUUUCAACAAAACCCAAUCCUCAGCACUUCCUCUGCCGCCUCUCCUCGUCCUCCUCUGCCGCAGCCGUCGCCGCCGAUCCCUCUCCGGCUGAUUCAUACGAGGACGCAAAUGGAAUUACGAUGAAAGGGGUGAGGAUAUCGGGAAGGCCGCUGUACCUGGACAUGCAGGCCACAUCACCGGUGGACCCGCGUGUGCUGGACGCGAUGCUCCCCUACUACCUCUCCCGCUACGGCAAUCCCCACUCGCGGACGCACCUCUACGGGUGGGAAUCCGAAAACGCUGUCGAGACGGCCCGCUCCCAAAUCGCCGCAAUAAUCAAGGCGUCCCCGAAGGAGAUUGUGUUCACGUCCGGGGCCACCGAGUCGAACAACAUCUCCGUCAAGGGGGUCAUGCACUUCUACAAGGACAAGAAGCGCCACGUCAUCACCACCCAGACCGAGCACAAGUGUGUCCUCGACUCGUGCCGCCACCUCCAGCAGGAGGGCUUCGACGUCACUUACCUACCCGUGGGCUCCGACGGUAUCAUCGACCUCCACGCGCUCCGCUCCGCGAUUCGUCCCGACACGGGCCUCGUUUCGGUCAUGGCAGUCAACAACGAAAUCGGGGUGAUCCAACCGAUGGAGGAAAUCGGCAGCAUCUGCAAGGAAUUCAACGUGCCGUUCCACACCGACGCGGCCCAGGCGUUGGGGAAAAUCCCCAUCGACGUGGAGAAGUGGAACGUGAGCUUGAUGUCUCUGAGUGGGCACAAGAUCUACGGGCCAAAAGGGGUCGGGGCUUUGUACAUGAGACGACGGCCUAGGAUUCGCGUGGAGCCCCAGAUGAACGGAGGUGGGCAAGAGAGAGGGAUUCGGAGCGGGACCGUGCCGACCCCACUGGUGGUGGGGUUCGGCGCGGCGUGUGAGCUGGCGAUGAGGGAAAUGGAAUACGACGAGAAGCGAAUCAGAGCCUUACAGGAGCGAAUGUUGAAUAGGAUAAGGGAGAAACUGGAUGGGGUGGUGGUGAAUGGCAGCGAGGAGAGGAGGUAUGUGGGGAAUUUGAACCUGUCGUUCGCGUACGUGGAAGGGGAGAGUUUGUUGAUGGGGCUGAAGGAGGUUGCUGUGUCGAGCGGAAGUGCGUGCACGAGCGCGAGCUUGGAGCCGUCGUAUGUGCUGAGGGCGUUGGGGGUGGACGAGGACAUGGCGCACACGUCUAUUAGGUUUGGGAUUGGGAGGUUCACAACGGAGGCCGAGAUCGACAAGGCGGUUGAGCUGACGGUAGAGCGGGUGGAGAAGCUGAGGGAGAUGAGCCCGCUUUAUGAGAUGGUUAAGGAGGGGAUCAAUAUUAAGGACAUUCAAUGGGCACAGCACUAAUGUGGCAUUCAACGACCCCGAAUUGUAAGUGCUAGCAUGAUACGUUCAUAUAUAUAUAUAUAUAUAUAUAUAUGCAGGUAAUCUGAGGAGGAGGAGUCUGGGUGGAGCUGCUCUAUCAGGUGGAGAAGUUCAUGGGGUUUUCUUCUUUUGGGGUUUUCUUCUUUUUUUAACCCCUUGUAUAGGCCUUGAACCAGCUUUUGUUUAAGUUUUGGAAUUAUAGAUGGUAUCUUCAGCA